Messenger RNA from Anthostomella pinea, 1029 nucleotides. The record is from the annotation of a GenBank genome assembly. NCBI's taxonomy places the organism in Eukaryota, Fungi, Ascomycota, Sordariomycetes, Xylariales, Xylariaceae.
AUGGAGACAUUGGAGACGGUCCAAGCCCGCCACCGCAAAGAGCAGCGGGACCUGCAGUCGCGCGUCACGAACAAGAAAAAGAAUGCCACCAAGAAGACGCGCAAGGGCGUCAACGAUGAGUGCGCCGAGCUCGAGAGCCAGCUGAAGGAAAGGCAGGAGCAGGAGAUCGCCGCACUGAGCGGACACGUCGACGAUGCACAAGAGGCAGACAGGACAGAUGCAGCAGCCGAGGAAGCGCAAGCAGAGCCCGACGGCGCGAGGAGCCCACAAGCAAACGACGCCGCGGCGACGACGAACGGGAUCACACAGCAACUGAAAGACACGCAAAUAGCCCCGUCUGGAUCAGCAACGCCGUCCAUACCAUCCCCGUCCGAGUCCGAACCACCUACACAAGGCAAGAAGCGCAACCGCCAGAAAGACCGCCUGGCGCGCCGCGCCGCCGAGCAGGAAGCAGCAGCCGCGGCGGCAGAGCAGGAGGCGACGGGCAUGACGGACCACCGCAAGAUCGAGAAGAAGUACCUGCACGCCGAGUUCGAGGCCCACGGGCUGGUCGAGAAGGACAUCGAGCCCGACGGGCACUGCCUCUUCGCGGCGGUGGCGGACCAGCUCUCGCAGCGCGGGAUCCCACUCGUUUCCGCAUCUAACAUAGACACGAAAGGCGUGCCGCGGUACCGCAUCGUGCGCCGCGCCGCCACGGACUACAUGCUGGCGCACGCGGACGACUUUGCGCCGUUCCUCGACGGGGGCGAGGACCUCGAGGGGUACACAAGCAAAAUCAGGGACACGGCCGAGUGGGGCGGUCACCUGGAGCUGAUGGCGCUGGCAAGGCGGUACGCCGUCGAGAUCAAGGUCCUGCAGGACGGGCGCACCGAGACCAUCGCGCCGGAUGAGGGGUCCAAGGGGGACGCGGAUGCGAAGAAGAAGAUGAAGAUGGAGGGCGAGGGCGAUGAGAAGAGGAUCUGGCUGGCUUAUUAUCGCCAUGGGUAUGGGCUGGGCGAGCAUUAUAACUCGCUAAGGAAGGCGAGGUGA